Molecule: messenger RNA, 529 nt
Organism: Uranotaenia lowii
Lineage: Eukaryota; Metazoa; Arthropoda; Insecta; Diptera; Culicidae
Gene: ATPsynG
Product: ATP synthase subunit g, mitochondrial
Exons: 3
Coding region: 119-418 (99 amino acids)
Biological process (GO): proton motive force-driven ATP synthesis
Molecular function (GO): proton transmembrane transporter activity
Source: RefSeq, a predicted model, not a curated record
AUGAUGAAAAGUGACAUUGCAUGAACACUUUUGGUGGUGCUUCUCAGUUCAUCGCGGCCGUGCUGGUUUCGGGUUGAGAAAACGAUAGUCGAUUUGCCAUAAAACAAUAGCUUAAACAAUGGCGUCUCUGGCAGGCAAGGGUUCUUCUUUGGUAUCGAGUUUGCUGACGCAAGCCCGCCCGAAGUUCAAUGUCUUCAUGAAGUAUGCCAAAGUUGAGCUGACCCCACCAACCCCUGGCGACAUUCCCGCCAUCCGUGAUGGACUCGCCCGAAUCAUCUCCGGAGCCCGUACCGGUGCCUGGAAGAAUCUGACCGUCAAGGAAGCCUGGUUGAACACCUUGGUCACGGCUGAGGUUUGCUUCUGGUUCUACGUUGGCGAAUGCAUCGGCAAACGUCACCUGGUUGGAUAUGAUGUUUAGAUUUAAGGCAUUGGAAUUCUUUUUGAAAUGUAGUGUCCAGGAGGUGAUAUAACGUUGGAAGGAGAUGAAAUAAAUCGAUAAUUGGUAAUACAUAAUGAUUACUACAAAUAA